UGCCAAGAACCGACUCGAGAACCCACCGCCUACAUACCUCGGCUCUCUCCGGCGGCGUGGCCGACUGUGUCACGGUGGAGCCACAGGGGAGUUGGAUCCACGCAAGGCGCAACAUCUGGCCUGGAUGAGCCGCCGUUCCCCGCCAGCGUCGGCGCCCCCGAUGGACGACGAGAAUCUCCUGGAGGAGAUCCUCUUCCGCCUGCCUCCACCCUCCAUCCUCCCAGCUUCCCUCGUCUACAAGCGCUGGCAUGGCAUCCUCGCCGACCGCCGAUUCGUCCAACGCUUCCGCGAGCACCACCGGAAGCCUCCAUUGUUGGGCUACUUUGACAGAAAAUUUCGAGGGGCCAGCUUCACUCCUAUGGCAGGGUUCACCCCCGUGCUGGGCUCCAUCCCUCGUCUUGGCCUCCUCAACCUCGUCGACUGCCGCCAUGGUGUAGCCCUUUUUCUUGAUCAUGCACGCCGCGAGAUCCUCUUGUGGAACCCCAUCGCCGGCGUCCAGCGCCACGUGGCUUUUCCGCCAGGGCUCAACCAUGGCACUGAUUGCGAGGUCCAGACCGCCGCGGUGCUCUGCUGCGCCUCCGACGGUCUCCCCGUGCACCGUGACUGCCACUUGAGUGCAUUUACACUAGUACUGGUUGGGGACUAUCCUAAACGAGCAAAGAAAUUCACAUGUCUCUAUGAAUCCAAGUCUGGUGUAUGGGGACAAGUAAUCUCGACAGCCGCUCGAAGUUGGGUUUAUAGGAACAGGCCCAGCGUCCUGGUUGGAAGUACACUUUGCUGGUUGCUUUUAAGCUCCGACAUCCUUCAGCUCGAUUUUAAAAAUAGGACGCUUGUUGUGAUUGAGAAGCCGGCAUACGCCUAUGAUGCUGAUGCCAACUGCUCGUAUUUUCAGCCCUUACGAACAGAGGACGGUGGCCUUGGCCUGGCCGUUCGCUCAAAAAACCUAAGCAUCCAACUAUGGGUGAGGAAAUCCAACUACGAGGACACUGUCUCAUGGGUGCUAAAGAAAACUGUUCAACUGGGCGAUCAAAUUUCACAUCCCCUGUUCCCGAGGUUAUCAACAUCGAUUAUGAUGAUGGGGUAUGACGAGGACACAAAUGUCAUCUUCCUGUGUUACGAAUCUUGUCAUCACUUCAUGCUCCAGCUUGACUCGAUGCAGUUCAGACAUAUUAGUACAAAACCAAACUUGGCUUACAGAGUGUGUUAUCCAUAUAGAGAUUUCUAUACCGAAGAGGCGCCACAAUAGGAUGAGGAAGGUCUUGGAUCGAAGAAGAGUGAGCCACGCUACAAUUCUGAUGUGGCAGCUGGGUGUGCGGUAGGAGGAACUGUCUUAGGGAAGCCAGUAAAAUAGUAUGAGUAUUUAUUAGCUGAGUUUUGAGCCAGUGGCUAGUUUGGUACUGGCUUAGGAUGUUAAAUGUAACUGGACCAGAUGCUGCUACGAUGUACAUCUGAGCAGUUUUUUAGAGUCCUGGUACCUUAUGUUUGAAAAGACUACGACAGCAGUGGCAAGGCCUCGAACCCGAGACAACGAUAGCUAGAUUC
Messenger RNA from Triticum aestivum (bread wheat), 1542 nucleotides. RefSeq lists its product as uncharacterized. Lineage: Eukaryota; Viridiplantae; Streptophyta; Magnoliopsida; Poales; Poaceae. The transcript is spliced from 2 exons. Gene Ontology annotation, molecular function: protein binding. The coding region runs from base 125 to 1246 and encodes 373 amino acids. The record is from RefSeq and is a predicted model, not a curated record.